Molecule: messenger RNA, 5039 nt
Organism: Toxotes jaculatrix (banded archerfish)
Lineage: Eukaryota; Metazoa; Chordata; Actinopteri; Toxotidae
Gene: znf438
Product: zinc finger protein 438
Exons: 4
Coding region: 230-2578 (782 amino acids)
Biological process (GO): regulation of transcription by RNA polymerase II
Cellular component (GO): nucleus
Molecular function (GO): DNA-binding transcription factor activity, RNA polymerase II-specific; sequence-specific DNA binding
Source: RefSeq, a predicted model, not a curated record
UGGAGAGAAACAGUUAUGAGGAUCGACGGUUUUACCAGGUAUUUACGAAAAAUGAGCCUCUGUGUAGUGUGAAGGCGCUCCCUCCACAUAACUGGGGAACCAGGGGGAGUGUGGAGAGGGGGGGACAGGACCACAACCCGGGCACCACCCAGGAGGAGGAGGAGCGAGGGAGCAGCUGAGAGGGAAGCAAUCAUCCUGUUGUUGGUAGCAAGUGAGUCCAGCCCUUCAGAUGAAGAGCCUUCAGUUCCGGAGCAUUGCCCCUAAGGCCCCGGCCGUGGUGCCCUCCCCCUCCCCUGCGGUCCUGUCCUGCCAGCCUCCCUCUGCCCUCCCUGAGGCAACCACUGCCUCCAGCCCCAAGUCCAUCAUUGUGCCCACCCAAAACUAUGCACUGAUGCAGAUAGCAGGCCAGGAUGGAACAUUCUCCCUGGUGGCGCUGCCCCCUUCUGUCUCCUCUCAGACACCACAGCAACAACAGCAGCAAACCCAGUCAAUCCAAAAGAACCUCAAACUGCCCAUUCCCAGAUACCAGCCAGUGAGGAGUAAGGGGACCACAGAUAAGCUUAAAUCCCCAUCACCAGCUGCAAGGAUGAAAACGACCUCCAAGACUGCUGUGACAUCGCAGACCAAGUCAGUGGUGGGUGGGACAUCAACAGCUAUGAAGAAGAAACAACAAGAGUCCAAGCACACAAAUGAAGCCCUAGUGCCCAAAGAGGAGCCUUCAGAGCAGGUAAUUCUGAUUGACCCAGGCUCCUCUGACAUCUCUGUCACUGCUCUGCUCCCAGACAAUGCUGUCCUGUAUCCCAGCUCACAGCUGGAACGGGCGUCAGAUAGCUCUGAACGACCUGCUACAACUGGCCUUAUUCAGAACCUCCAGUACCCAUCUACUGCUGUCACAAGCUCCCCAGGCAAAUCCCCAGAGGAAAGUAAGACCACGGUGAGGCUUUGCCAGUCUAAGCCCACUGCAGCCCAGCCUCAGAGCAGUAUUACUGUCCUGUCCCCAGCCAUCUUCAGCAAAGCGGUCCAGAUUAUCCCUUCCCCACCUAAGGGUAAACUGCCCAUUCUGCCCUACUCUAAAAUGAAGAGCACCCUCAUACCAGCUGCCAAGCUCAGCAGUUUGUCCCCAGAGAAGAAGGGUUUCUCCAGCCAGACAGGACAUACCAGCCCCGUAGAGCCCACAUCGAAGACCCUCGAACCACCUGAAGCCUUGAGUCACAACCAGGUUUCGAACUCUGCUCUACAGACCAAGACCACACUCAUGCCUGUGUUGGGGACCCUCCAGAAACCACCUGGCAAGAAGCGAGGGAGGAAGAGAAAGACAAUGGAAGACAUCUUGGCAUUUGAGGCCCGAAAGAAGAGGUCCUUAUCCUUCUUCCGUAGAAGGGUCCCUGAGAAACCGCCAGCAGUUGCUCCAGGCUCCAAGCAAAAGGAAGUUGAUAUUUCAAAGAAGUACCGGAGCAUCCGACCCAAGCCCAUGCUGGUUAUGGAAACAGUUCCCCAACUGGUUAGCUUGCCUGCCAUGACGUCAGAUGGCCAGGAACAGGAGCUUGUACUUGGUCAUCAGCUCCACACCACUACCACAACCAAGGCCCUUGACUGUCCUCCCCAACCAGCCCCAGUAACCCUCCAUCUGAGAGGUGCCUCCCAUCCCAGAGUGUUCAUAGGCAGCCGUCCCCUCCACCGCUGUCCCACCUGCAGCCGCUGUUUCCAGUUCAAGCACCACCUCCAGAGCCACAUGAACAGUCACACCAACAGUCGGCCCUACAUCUGUCCAGUAUGCCGCAAAGCCUACGCUCACUCCGGGAGCCUGAGCACCCACAUGAAGCUUCAUCACUCGGAGGUACGGCCACGUCGGUCUCUGUGCUGUGAGUUCUGUGAGAAGGCUUUUGGAUACGUUGGGGUGUACUUCAGUCACCUGAGAGAGGUCCACAAGGUGGUGCUGACUGUGGAGCCAUCCAUCAGCCAUCAUGAGGACGAUGUGUCUGUUGAGGGGGCCCACUCCCCAGAGCCAUCAGAUGAGCAGGACCGUGAAGACCCUGUGGAGCUGCAGAUCAAAUGUGGUCGUUGUCAGGCAAUCACUCCCACCUUUGCUGACAUGAAGAUGCACUUACUUUAUGUGCACAGGGAGGAGGUCCAGGUUAAACUCCAUGACGGCCAACCCCUGCGGCGUGGCCGCGAGGCUGAGGACGAACUGGUGAAGCACGCCGCCCACUAUUGGCGGCAGCUCAACGAGAAACGCAACCUGGUCAAGUGUGGCAGCUGUGAUGAGGAGUUCUUCUCUUUCUCCAAGCUCAAGAGGCACAUCAUGUCCCACCACCGUGGAAGAGAGGGGGAGGACAGUGGGACCAUCUCAUCACCAGAUAGUGGUGGAGGACUUGGUGUCCUUGCAGCAGGUGCAGCCUUUAACUGUGUGCUGUGCAGUGAGGUGUUGGACACUAAAGAGGGGGUUAUGGAGCACUGGAGGAGUUGCCACCACUGUGAGCAACCUAACCUGCUGUGGGAUGCCCUGAGCUCCUACUCUGGGCAGGAAGAGUGUGAGGUGGAUGGUGAUCUGGACACUCCUGCUCCAAGCCCGCAUUAACCAGCCUUGCCCUUGGAUGGGCACAGAGCCCGUCACUGUGGCUCCUCCUCAUACACACUCAGUUCUAACAAGCAGCAGCACAGGGACGGAGAGUCUCCCUUAUGUCUGUUUGCACUAGUUUCAUCUUUCACCAGUUGAGCCAUUUGACUUGGUCCAAAAGAAAAAAAAAAGGAAAUAUCAAGCCAGUGGUGAAAAUUGAUCUUUGUGUUACACGUCAUAAGGGAUAUUCUCCCAAAGUCAGAGAAUCCAAUUUUAUAAACAUUAUUGUUUUUCAUGUUAUUUUGAUUGCACUGUUCUGUUUUCUUUGACUUCAUUUGUUUGGAGGUAUGUAUUUAAUAUCCUGUUGAAAAUUAGAUGAUUUUUUUUUUACUGCUUAUUUAAAUGUUACUAAAAGGGUAAUUUAUAAUCUAGCUGACAUAGUAAAGCUGUUAAAUGGUCAUUUCACCCAAACACUUACCUCUUGUGGUAUCUAGCCUUACAUAUUCAGUUUUAUGUGCUCAUUUUGAGAAAUCUGUGGUGAGAUUUCUGCCUCCAAUCUAAUGAAAAAUGACAUUUCAAAAGUUCAACAACAACACUGUUUUUGGCAUUUUAUGCCUUUAUUAGAGAGCGAUAAUAGAGGGAAGACUAGAAAUGAGGGAGAGGGAGAUGCAGCAAAGGUCCUUGGCCGGAUUCAAACCAGAGGCGUCGCAAUUCGUGGUCGGCAUUUUAACCCUAAAGCCAGUUCUUUUCUUGGAAGACGAAUAGCAGUUCAGUUUAUAAAAUGUCAUUUUUAAAUGCUGUGACUUCCACAAAACAAAAUUCUGUUGACCUCCACUGUGUUGGAGCGCAGGCAGAAAUCUCAAAGUUCACAUCUUUGACAUCAACUCAAACAACCAAACUGAUAUGCAAGGCUUAGUACCACGAGGGGGAAAGUGCGAAAAUAUGGUUUUCGUUUACAUCCUUUAAUUUGGGUGGAAUGAUCCUUUAAAACACUGAGAAAUGUAAAUCUCAUAACAAGGGCACACUGUCUACUGUCACACUAGCUGACAAUUUAUCUUUUGGCCUUGGAUUAUUACAGAUUAAACUAAAUCAGUAUCUGUACAGUCCAUUUGUGUAAUAUUGCUCCUGUAAUGGAAAAAAUUAAUAUUUUCAGUUAUGACUUGAAUGCUCACAGUCUGACUAAGGGCAGUAUUAAGGUCCUCUGUCAACUUUGGACCCAUGAAGGAACACUUUCCUAACCAGCACCCAAGUGACAUCCUUGUGGCCUUCUGAAAAAAAAAAAAAAAAAUUGUUCAUGCGUAAUGUGGCUUAUCAUCAGUAUGGUCCUCUGUAGGCCAAGUUCUAUCUCCUUGACUCGUUGAUUAAUGCCUAUAUGUGUAUUUUAUGAUAUGCCAAGGGUCUAUUCACACUAGUGAUUGUAGAAGUGAGUUUUGCAUUUAAGCUUUUUAACCACUGAUGGGAUACCGUUUGUUGAUUUAGUAAAUACGCAAAGGAAACCAUCAAAUUGCCUACCCGUCGUUGCCAGCUCAUGUACGCACCUGUGGAAUUGUGUGCACCCAGACUCUAUCAUAGGAGUUAAUAUGAACCGUGGUCAAGUCCAGAAAAAUAUGCUAUUUUAUACUCUAGAUUAAUACAGAUCUUUUAGUAUAUUUAUGCUUGUGGUUGGUCCUUAAAGAACCAGCACUGAGACAUUUGUUACAGUUGCUUCUUCUAAUUUGGGGGGGGGGGGGUAACGUCUUGUUUCUCGAUUGGGCGGUCACUACUACAUGGCGAGUAGCUCUGUUAACAUUUGUCUGUGUUUAUCUUUCAUAUAAAGAAAAAAAAAUAUCACAGGGUCAAGUGAAUGUACCUGAAUGUUUUAAAAACCCUACCAAAAGUAUAUGCUAUAUAGACUUAUUCUAUAGAUAGAAUAUAUAGAUAUAUUGAGAAAAAAAAACCAUAUAUAUUUACAUAGAGUAACUAGUGAAUCAGCUGCUUUGUUUUGUCACAGUGGAAGGAGGGAAACAAGAGAUGAAUAUAUCAUUGCCAAAACUGGCAACAAAAGCCAUGCAGAGCUGUCCUUAUGUGUCUGACACAAAGCGUAGGACUGUGAAUGAAGGGCAAAGCACUGAUGUGUACAUGUCGCACUGAGUGGGUAAACUGCAGUAUGCUGUACUACUGUUCGUUGAAUGCCAUGUUUGAGUGUUCAUCAGUGAACUGUCCUUUGUUUUCAUGCCCUCAACACAAACCAGGAAGUGACAGAAUUAAGGGUCAGACUCUUUCUUUCCUCAGUUAGAUGAGAAACAUACAUGACUGUCAGCACAAGUCAGAAAGUGAAAAAUCCCACAUUAGGUGAUUUAAUGUGUUUGGCUCACUUAAUAUGUCGACUGUGUCCAAAAAAAAAAAAAAAAAAAGAAAAAAGAAAAGACCGUCUGUGCUUGUGACUGUUUGUGUACCUGAAGAACCUGAUGUUUAUGAGAAUAAAGAUAUGCUUUGUUGAUGA